Messenger RNA from Ogataea parapolymorpha DL-1, 1206 nucleotides. Its product is annotated as Non-ATPase regulatory subunit of the 26S proteasome. Bases 1 to 1206 code for a protein of 401 amino acids. Gene Ontology annotation, molecular function: structural molecule activity. Lineage: Eukaryota; Fungi; Ascomycota; Pichiomycetes; Pichiales; Pichiaceae. The record is from RefSeq and is a predicted model, not a curated record. Gene Ontology annotation, cellular component: proteasome regulatory particle, lid subcomplex; nucleus; cytosol. Gene Ontology annotation, biological process: ubiquitin-dependent protein catabolic process. The transcript has a single exon.
AUGUCUCCAAUCGACGCGGAUGCUUCAACUGUUUUGAUUACACUACGAGAGCAAAUUGAGCCUUCGGGAGACUCUGACCUUGUUGGAGCUAUGUACCAGCUCGAGGACUUGUACGAGAGAAAACUGUGGUUCCAAUUGUCUGAAGUGUUGUCACAGAACGUUUACAAGAAUGAAAAUAGCAAGCCGAUCAGACUAAAGCUGUUUGAGAACUUUGUGCUGAAAUUCAACGACAAAAUUAACCAGCUCAAGCUGAUAGAAUUCUUGCUCCUAUCGCUACAGGAUUGCGACUUAAAAGAGCGCCUCGAAUACUUGACCAAUCUCAAAGACCUCAUCAGAAACAGAAAGAACAUCAAAAAAACCGAUGACGACGACAUCGCCGACAUAGAUAUCAUCCAGGCACUGCUUUUCCUAGAAAUCGAGAUUGCAGGCGUCAAACUGAAUCUGGGAUUUGUGGACGAGGCAUCGGCCAUCAUCGACGAAUGCUCAAAGAAAAUCGACAAGAUCAAUUGGUCCUUGGACAACAGGAUUAAUGCCAGCUACUACUUUACGAAUGCCAGUCUUAUGAAACUCAAGGGCGACUACACUGCCGUUUACUACAACUCUCUAUUGUUUUUGGCAUGUAUCGACAAUCUCGACAAUCUUGCCAACAAGCAUGCAAUUGUCAAGGAUAUCUGCGCAAGUGCAUUGCUCGGGGACAAAAUCUACAAUUUCGGAGAGAUCAUCAUGCACGACAUCUUCCAGUAUCUGGAUAUUGCUUGGUUGAAACAGCUAAUUCUUGCGCUCAAUUCUGGCGAUCUGGCCGCUUUCGAGCAGGUGAUUGGCAACCCUGAGAUCAAACAGAUCCCAGAGAUUGCCUCCAAUGUCGGAUUUCUCAAGCAGAAGAUGUGCAUCAUGUCGCUGACCAAGCUAAUCUUCAACAGCCCAACACAGAAUAGAACGUUCAAGUAUGACGCCAUUAUGGCACAGGUGCCUUUCCUGCAAGAUUAUAACGAGGUGGAGAACCUGCUCAUCAAAUGUUUCAGUUUACAGCUGAUGAAGGGGCUUAUCAACGAGGUCAACUCCGAGGUUGAGAUCUCCUGGAUUCAGCCAAGAACAAUGACGUUGGAUCAGAUCGAAGCCAUGAAGAAAAAGCUUAUUGUGUGGAGCGAUAAGGUGAGCGAUCUGAACCAGUACAUGGCUUCUGCUGGCAAAGAGCUGUGGGUGUGA